Symbiodinium natans is the source of this 1617-nucleotide messenger RNA. NCBI's taxonomy places the organism in Eukaryota, Dinophyceae, Suessiales, Symbiodiniaceae. The record is from the annotation of a GenBank genome assembly.
AUGUCGGGAAUGUUGCGCUUGAAUCCGCCCAGAGUCCAAGUUGGGCUUGUUUCUCGGUCAUGGGAACCCUUCUUGAUCAGGAGCCAGGUUCAAAGAAACCAGAAGGAGCAGUUGGGCAAAACUGCAGGCUGUGCAUGGAGCUGCGCUGGCUCUAUAGCCAUAGCCCCAGCGAUCUGCUUGGCGCGGAGCGUGCGCCGAAACCGACUGGCACGGAAUAUCUGUGCAGCCGGGACGUGCAGAAGUCAGUUUCGAGGAGCUUCUUCUCUGGGAGCUGCGAGGCGUUCCUUGUCAUCCGUGAAGCUGGGCCGACGACCAGUUCCGGACGAGACAGGUUUGCCACCGAUGAGUGCAGAUGGAGGUGGAGAAGAUGAGUUCCAGGAAUACUGGGAAUGGUUUCAGAAGCCGCAGUCUUGGCCUGAGGGUUGGAUUGAGAGGCGCACACACCCUCAAGUUGGAGUUCGACCAUACUGGUACAACACCGGGACGCGGCAGACCGUCUUCGAGCCACCGGCAUGCCUUGAGAACCAGAGUUCUGAGCCAAUCCAGAGAAGAGAAGAACCGCUGGAGAUAGAAGGUGCCGUAGCAGACCUUUCGGUCAAAGAGCUACGGCAGAAGCUGCAAGAUCCCGAAGAGAUCGAGCGUCUUGCGCUGACCGAUGAUGCACUUGCCUGUCGGGCAGUUUGGGAGUACGAGACAUUUAUCCCUCGUGUUCUUUCAUGGCAUGACUACCAGUAUAACACCUUCUGGUUCUUUAUCGACGAUCGCGAUGAGAAAGGCAAGCGCGGAGGGCGCGGCCAGGGUUUCUUCGGGGCCGAGGCAGACAAGAACAAGAAGAUGUUUGCUCAUCAUGGUUUCUUCGAAGCGGUUGCAGAAGUUGCAAGCCAGCGACUUGAAAAGAUCCAUCCGAUCAACCUUGUUUACCUGUUGUGGACGUUUACUCGAGCAGGAGUCCGCGCUCAACGAUUCUUCAACCAAGCCGCAGACCAUUUUUGCAACGGUCUGCUGCCAUCACUGGAUCGCUGCGGCUUGGGAACUCUGGUGUGGUGUUACGCAAAGCAAAGGUUUCGGCAUCACAGGCUUUUUGAUGAAGCUGCCAAAGAGCUGCAGCGCGCUGUUCGCGUAAGGUCCCUUGCGCCCAGAAAUUUUCAAAACACGAUGAUCGCUUUCCGCUGGUACGGGAUGGGCCGUGCCUCCCAGCGAUCGCUCAUCGACAUGCUAGCGGCCUGGCUUCCUCGGAUGCUCGACGACCACGAUGAGCGGAGGCCGAAGUUGAGGCCUGAUGUCAUGUUCUCGUACACGUGCAAAGACGGCUCCGUAGUACCAGCCGAUUCUUUCCGCAUCAGUGGUCUGAAUGUCAUUGCUCGUGGCUUCGUGCACUUGGAUGCCAGCAGCGAGCCCGUUGAGGCAUGCCUUGCCUCCAUGACAGACUACGUGCUCCGGAGCGCACGGCGCUCUCCAACGUGGAUGCGGACCGACGGCGAUGUCGCAGUCUUCACCACAGUUGUGGCUGAGGCCGUUGUCAAGGGCUGGCCCAGUGCACCAGGCUUGCUCUCAGAGCUGGAGGCCGAGCUGCCGCUGGUACGACGGGGAGCAAGGCAGCGGGAGCUGGAGCCUUAG